AUGGGCGGCGGCGACGACGCCGAGGGCGGCGCGCUCGUGGCGAAGGCGGCGGUGGAGUCGCACAUCGCCGCGGUCGUGCGCGAGGAGUCGACGCGCCUGCAUCCGGCGCCGGCGUCGCCCGCGUCGCCGGACGCCGGCGCCAAGAAGAAGCUGGGGACGAUCAAGGGCGUCUUCGUGCCGACGAUGCAGAACAUCCUGGGCGUCAUCCUGUUCCUGCGCGUGCCCUUCAUCGUCGGCCAGGCGGGCAUCCUCGAGGGCCUCGCCAUCGUCUGGCUCAGCUGCGCGACGACGCUGCUCACGUCGAUAUCGAUGUCGGCGAUCGCGACGAACGGCGUGCCCCGGGGCGGCGGCUGCUACACGAUGAUCAAGAACGCGCUCGGCGCCCAGUUCGGCGGCGUCACGGGCACGCUCCUCUUCCUCAGCAACACCUUCGGCGUCGCCAUGCGCGCGCGCGGCGACUGCUUCCCGGCCGUCUUCGAGGGCGUCAACGACCGGCUCCUGGGCGUCGCCGUGCUCGCGUCGCUGUCGCUCAUCGUCUUCGUGGGCGUCGAGUACAUCGCGCGCUUCGCCGUCGUCUUCCUCGCGGGCGUCGUGCUCUCCGUGCUGAGCAUCUGGGCGGGCGUCGUCACCGCGGCCGCGGGCCAGGACAAGCCGAACCAGGGCGUCGUCGGCUUCUCCGGGGCCCGCGUGCGGUCCAACUUCGGGUCGCGCUACACGCGGGCGCUAGGCAUCAGCUGGGACCUGUGCUGGGACUUCAAGCAGUGCCUCGCGCUCUUCUUCCCAGCCGUCACGGACCCGCUCGCGGGGUCGAACCUCAGCGGCGACCUCGCGGACCCCCAGGGGUCCAUCCCGCCGGGCACGCUCGCCGCCGUCGUCGCGACCAUCGCCAUCUUCACGGUCCAGGUCGUGCUCGUCGCCGGCGGCUCCUGCCGGCGCCGCGCGCUCGUCGACGACCCGUUCAUCGUGAGCUCCAUCGCGUGGCCGUCGGACAAGCUCGUCUGCGUCGGCGUGCUCCUGUCGACGCUCGGCGCGGGGCUCCAGUCCCUCGCCGGCGCGCCGCGCCUCCUCGCGGCCAUCGGCCGCGACGGCCUCAUCCCGCCGCUCGCGCGCUUCGCGCCCGCGUCGCCCGACGCCGAGCCGCGGCUCGCGCUCGCGCUCUGCGCGUGCCUGAGCUGCUGCUGCGUCAUGCUCGGGUCCCUGGACGCCGUCGCGCCCUUCAUCACGCUCUGGUUCCUCACGUGCUACGCGAUCAUCAACCUCGCGUGCGCGUACCUCGGCUACGAGCGCAUCCCGUCCUUCCGGCCGACGUACCGCCGCUACGACUGGCGCCUGAGCCUCUUAGGCGUCGCCGUCUGCGGCUUCAUGAUGUUCUUCAUCGCGCCCCUCUUCGCGCUCGGCGCCCUCGCCGUCGCCGCCGCGCUCUACAAGUACAUCGAGACGCAGCCCGGCGCGGGCGCGGGCGACGUCGGCGACGAC
Molecule: messenger RNA, 1476 nt
Organism: Aureococcus anophagefferens
Lineage: Eukaryota; Pelagophyceae; Pelagomonadales; Pelagomonadaceae
Exons: 3
Biological process (GO): chloride ion homeostasis; chloride transmembrane transport; cell volume homeostasis
Cellular component (GO): membrane
Molecular function (GO): potassium:chloride symporter activity
Source: RefSeq, a predicted model, not a curated record